Bombyx mori (domestic silkworm) is the source of this 5209-nucleotide messenger RNA. RefSeq names its product zinc finger protein 677. The record is from RefSeq and is a predicted model, not a curated record. Gene Ontology annotation, biological process: regulation of transcription by RNA polymerase II. The transcript has 11 exons. NCBI's taxonomy places the organism in Eukaryota, Metazoa, Arthropoda, Insecta, Lepidoptera, Bombycidae. Bases 154 to 2367 code for a protein of 737 amino acids. Gene Ontology annotation, molecular function: chromatin insulator sequence binding. Gene Ontology annotation, cellular component: chromosome.
UAUGAACGUCAGCUGAAUGUCAAUAUUAGUUAUGAUUGUCAAUCAAUAACAAUUUCAUUAAUGGAAAUUGGGAGUAAAUAUGUAUUUUCGAUUAUGCUAUUUUAAUUUACAUAGAUGUUAACAUUUUUAAAUGGAGGAUUCAUUCUAUAAAAAAUGGAAAACAAUUUACCAUUUUUCAGUUUACCAUUUGUAGAUUCGCAGCCUUCGGAGUUAGAUUAUGGUAAAUCAAAAGAAGAAGGCCUACUGGCUAAUUUACACACGACUCUAGUAUCUCAAGGUUCGUUGCUAAGCGAAGAAGAUGUUUUGGCCCAGUUCCUAUCUUUGGAUGAACCAUUGGAAGAGCCAGAUCUGAAUGGUCCUGCAACGUUAUGCUGUGAAAUAUGUAAACGAAAAUUCGACAAUGCCAAAAAGUAUUAUGGACAUUUGCGAGUACAUUCCAAAAGCAAUACUUGGUUGUGUGAGCAAUGUCCUAAUGCGAAAUUUACGACAAAGCAACAGUUGAUGAGACACAGUCUCAUUCAUAAGCCACUGGAGAGGGUAUGGAGAUGUCCUCAAUGUCCACUGGCAUUCGAAGCACUGUGGAGACUACAACAACAUCUUUUUGCAAAGCAUCUGGAUUAUAAACCGCACAAGUGUGAUCAAUGUACAAAGACAUUUGACAAAAAAUCAGAUCUUAAGAAGCAUAUUAGUGUGCAUACAGGGGAAAAGAAACAUGAGUGUCCCGUUUGCAAGGCCAAGUUUAAUGAUAAGUCCAAUUUCAACAGACAUACUCUUCUGCACACAAAUACACAACCAUUUUGCUGCCCUGGCUGCGGUAGUAGGUUCAGACAGUUGGCAUCAAUGAAACGUCAUUAUCAAAAUUGUAAAAAAUGCAAGGGGUUGAAUGAACUCGGUGAUAAAACUGUCAGAAAGAACUACUGCAGGAUCUGUGGAAUGUCAUUCCAAUACAGAAGUGCUUUGUUAGAGCAUUGUGUUCGCGAACACCCAGAUGGAAAGAAGUCAAAAAAGAACAUAGAUGGCUUAAAGUUAAAAAAAGAGCCCGGGAAAUUUAAUAAAGAAAACGAGAAAGACGUUUCCAAUAUGGUACACCCGAAGCCGGCCAGUAGACCAGAGGAUAAUAUCAUGGACGAUAUACUCUCAGCAGAAGAUGACUACGUCACACUCACAACGCCCGAUGAAAUCAUCAAUAUCUUCAAUCCGCCGACGGACGUGAACAAUACAGACGACAUGACCCAACUAGAAGAAAUAGACGACGAACUGCUGUACAAUAACAUCGACUUUGAUAAUUUUAAAGCCGGCCACAUGUUUAAUUUGAACACGAACGACAUGGACUACAAUGUCGACACUAUGCCUAAUGGCGAGAUAUUAUUCGAUUUCGUCGACGGUAAAAGUAUCGAUAAUUUGCCUGAAGAGUUAUUAAAAGCUGCCGAAGAGUUACCGGAUAAACCUGAAGAAAUGUUCGGGGCCAAUGAGAACGAAUGUUCGAUUAUAUUCGAGAGUGAUGUAGAUCUCGAAGCCAGUAAGACUCUAGCGGCCAAUCUAAAUCAACUCAUAGGAGAGAACAACGUUCAGUACAUAUCCACUGAAGACGACGACACCUUCGUCAUAAGCUUGAGCAGCGAAAUCAACGCCGAAUUGACUGAAAUGCUGAACAACAUUGGUGUGGGAAUGAACAGCGAAACUGUUAACUCGAAAGCUGACGAAACUGCGGAAGCGGUCAGCAACAUACCCGCUAUGGAGUCCAUGGUCAGCGAACCGAUAGUGGUGGAAAUCAAACAGAAGCCGACGACCGUCACCGGUCAGUCGCUCUCAUUGACACAGAAUAAAAUGCCCAAUUCAGAAACGAAACACGGUGAAUUGAAAAUAAAAGGUAUUAAAGGGAGGAAACUGUUUAUAUUCGCCUGCAGAAUUUGUAAUAAAGUGUUUAACAAAAAGGACAAUUAUACAUCGCACAUGGCCAUCCACGAGCCGGAGCUGUGUCGGCACGUGUGCGCGGUGUGUGGCCAAAGGUUCGGGUACCGCUCCACGCUAAACAAGCACAUGCGCGCCGCACACGAGCCGCGCACGCACACCGCGCACCGCUGCCACUACUGCGACCGGACCUACACCGCCGCCUGGAUGUUAAAAGACCACAUAAAAUCUAAACACCAGGGUGUGAUGCCCCACGCCUGCGACGUUAAGGGGUGCGGCAAGAAAUUCUAUAAAAAGAGCGAUUUGGUUGUUCAUAAAAGGUACCACACCGGCGAGAGACCGUUCUCUUGUGGCAUCUGCAUGCGUUCGUUUCCCAUAGUGUCGCAUCUCAAACGUCACAUUCGUUCUGUAGACUGUACAAAAUCCUUAGAGAGAAAAGCGGAAAUUCAUCCUUAGAGAUCAACAACUAGCCACCUCAAAACAUUAUUUAUUGUAGGUAUUGAAUCAAUUUACAAAAGGUACUCGCCUAAUUAGUAUUGAUCUUCAAAUUUGAUCUAGUAUUAUAGUUAAAACAAAAAACAUACAUUGUCAUUACAUUUUAUUAGAAUAAUUGGUCAUAAUUUGAUUAAAAUAAUAAAAAUGAAUAAAAUAAGCAAAAAAAUAUAUAUUAUUCUUUGCUCAUGUUCUCCAUAAAUCUUGUGAGGCUGUUUUGUCUAUGCAUUAAUUCAUCGAAAGUAAAAUGGUUGUUUCCGAGCUGAAAUAAAAAAAAAGUAAAAUUGAUUGUCUGUAAUGUCGCUUUACGGACGAUAGCUUUACGUCAUAACGUUAGUAUUGGAACUAUUGUAACUACUAGCUCUGACGUCACGCGAGAAGAGAUAAAUGUGUCACAAGCCAACGCUUGGGCCGAUCUUGUAUCUCUAUCGUUUGUUCUGUGCUCUCACUUGCACGCUCAGGUUCAGGCGGAACGUGACACUUUUUCUUGCGUGCAGCCGGUAUUCAUUGAUUUAUAUUACCGUUAUCACGUGAAAAACAAUUAGAUGAAUUAUUAAUAUAAUCUGUAACAAACUAGUGUUCGUUAAGAAUGGCAUGACAUUAUUGUUUGAUAUGGAAAUGUAGUUGUAUGUGUAGCUAAACAUUUUCGAAGUCAUUUUUUUAAUAUCAACUUGUCAAUGACGUGGCAAUGAUAAAUGAGAUUUGGCUAAAAACUCCACAAACGAGAGGGCCGGUCUUUAUUUGGAAUAAAUUAAUCUUUUCGCGGCGAAUUGAACUUAAUAUGUGGGUUGACUACAAUUAGGAACGUUUGUUUAGAAAAUUAUGUAUAAUAAAUAAAAUUAUGAAAUAUAUUCUAAACCCUUUUAUCGUAGUAGUAGUAUUAUAGAAAAAUAAUGAACUUCGUUCCAAAAGCAACAUUUACAAAAAAAAUACAUUUAAAAAAAUGCAGCCAAAGAACCAACAUCAGAUUUGCGAGAAACAAAUUUUUCGGUUCGAACAUCUGUGAUGUCCGUGGUCAGAUAAACUACGAAUAAUCGGGGUAUGUAUUUUAUCUGACUAUUUACGCUUAUAAAAACUAAGAAGUUCCCCUGCUUCUGUUGGCUCUAAUUUAGAAAAAAAAAGUCCUUUAAUCUGUGUUUACCUCGAGCGUGUAUCAACUCGGAAAGCGUAAUGUUGUGUUAUUUAAAAAUUAUCAUGAUUUUUCUUCGUAUGAUCUUAAGUAAUCUUAAUAAAUAUAAAUGUUGAAAAUUUACUUUGUUUCAUGAUUAAAGAUUGAUUUUGUAUUCUAAACUACAAUUAUUCUAUGAAAGAGAGAACAGUUACUAGCUAUUAUUAUAACUGAUUAUAAUAAUAUGGCUAUUAUGUAAGUACUUAAUGGAAUCAUGUCAAACUUUUAUUUUUAUAUUCUUAAUGGAUAAUAUAAUCGAAGAACAAUUUCAUUUCACGUGUCUAUAAAUUGCGUGUUUUUUAUAUAAAUUUUUGUAUAUUAUUCUUAUCGGUUUGUAUACAAUCAUGUUAUUAAGUCGCAAAUACAAUUGACAAAAGUACGGGUUUGCUUCAAAGUUUGAACUGUUAACUUAAAUAAUACAAAGUUGUUUUAUUUUUAAGUUUGACAAUGUGUUUUUUUUUCUCCAUAAUUUAGUUAAUUUUAUUUGAAAUAUUGUAAGUAGUAGAAUUCGCAGUUUGUUAUCAUGAUGUUUGAUUUUAGCUGAAGUAUUUGAAUUAAUUUAUUAUAUUAAUUAAAUUCAUGAUGAAGCUAUGCAUGAAAAUUUAGACUUGACAAAAAAAGUUUAAAUAUGCAAAUAAAUAAGCAAAAACGUUUCAAUCUGAAGCCACCUCAUAAAAUUCACAGCAGUAUGUAGUGUUAAUUAAAUUUAUAUCACGUCUUAUGAAAUGGCAAACAAAUAAUUUCACUAUCUUCAUUAUGUUAGUGUCUGAAUUUUUGUAUAAUCCAUUUAAAUUAAAUAUGGAAUUUUUCAUACAAUGAUUUUGAUUAUUUACUACAUAGUAUUUUUUUUUUAAAUAAUCAUAGCUAAUUAUUAUAAAAGUGAACAUGCUUAAAGUUCUAUUGUAGUGAUGUUAUAUUAACUUAAUUAACGUAAUCAUUAUUUAUUCUAGAAAUACCUGAAGCUCUUAGAUUUUAAUUUAUACGGGGUGUAAAAAGAUCAUCAUCUAAGCCGAAAUGAGAAUAAGCUAACGGCACGUAAUAAAGACAACUAAGCACAAAUACUUUUCUUGUAUGAAGUCUCCAAUGUAAGAGAAUAUUUCGUGUAGAUAUCUAGAGGGCAUCCCUAACGAUUCCUUCAAAACCACAGAUAUUAUACGUUAGCUAAUUUUUAUUUGUGUUCCAUUGUAAUAAAUAAAUAAAAAUGGUGUGCGUGCAACUUGGUGGACGUGAAUGAAGUGAAACUUCUUUUGCGUUAUGUAGUGUUGUGGUUUUCUUCAUUUUUCAUCCUUAAAUCAAAUUUAUCUUUUAAUAGGAAAAGCUGUGUAUAAGAGAAACGACCUAGCUCGCUGUCUCCUUCUCUCCACGGUCGAGUGGGUCGCGUGACGUUCUGUCUAUUUUCUCACUCUCGCUCUUCCUAAAUUGUAUCUUUUCUCUCUAACCGUAACGAAUCUGUCGCGAAUUAAAUUUUACUCUCAACGCGCUUAAAGAAGUUUCACUACAAAAAGCCGUUUUUUUUUCUUCGAAACUUUUAUUUGCAUUCGGCAAAGGAUCUAAUGCACCCCGUAUAAAACUGUUUCAAUGUUUGUAUUGUGAGAAAUUUCUGUGCCACGUUAAUAUAAUUUAUUCGUAACAUAUAAA